Messenger RNA from Harpegnathos saltator (Jerdon's jumping ant), 1376 nucleotides. RefSeq names its product nuclear pore complex protein Nup37 (gene Nup37). The coding region runs from base 234 to 1202 and encodes 322 amino acids. Gene Ontology annotation, cellular component: nuclear pore outer ring. The record is from RefSeq and is a predicted model, not a curated record. Lineage: Eukaryota; Metazoa; Arthropoda; Insecta; Hymenoptera; Formicidae. Gene Ontology annotation, molecular function: protein binding. The transcript has 4 exons.
GAGCGUGUGUGUACAUAUGUAUUUUUACACACGUUGCGGAAAGUCACGGCGAUUUGUCGUUUCGACAUUUUGAUUUUUUAAGCAUUUACAUACAUUGCGCGAUUAUAUAUAUCCUGCUGAUAAUUGAUCGACUCGUUUGUAGAAAAGUUACAAGCGGCUUACCUCGUAGCACGUUCUACAGGUUAUGCCGGUACUGUUCCAGCACGCAUGCAUGUACGUAUUGACGUGAAAUAAUGGACGAAGCAAUCACCAUGCCGCCUACGUUUAAACGGAAUUUCUUUGAACGGAUUUAUUGUGUUGAAUUUUCGCCGUACGAAUGGUCGCAGCAUUUAAUUUGCAUCGCCCUCGCCAAGGAAAUCGUCGUCGGUACUGUUAGAUUUCAGGAUGAAGAUGAUGCUGUGGAGGAUAUGGUAUACAAUCCUAUCAGAACAUUUCACCAUGAUACUAGACCUCAUGCGAUUGCUUGGAGUCCAGAAACUUCCUUGAGUGUUGUUCCUAAGAUCCUAGCAUUCUGCAUUGCUGGUGCAGAUUUUAAAAUAAGAUUGUACAAUAGUAAUUUAAAUGAUAUGAAUGUGUACGAGGUAUUAAAAGGACAUAAGGAUUAUACAAAUGCAAUAUCCUAUGAACCAGAGGGUGAAUUAUUAGCAUCUGUUUCUGAUGAUCAUACAUGUAAAUUGUGGGCUAUUAAAGAAGAUCAGAAAUGUGUGUCUACGUUUUAUUUGACAUCACCUGGUGUCAGUGUAUGCUGGCACAGUGAAGAAUCCGGCAAACUCUUAGUAGCCGAAAAGAAUGGUUUAAUACGUAUGUACAAUGUCAGAAGCCAGCAAGCCAUUAUGUCACUUGAUUCCGGUGUUAUUCCCCUGACUACAGCAGAUUGGGGACCCAAUCCUUUAAAAGUUGUAUCAAUAGCUGCUGGAGAAUUACUUCUGUGGGAUGUAUCUAGACCCAGCCGCCCUCUUGAAUCACGAACACUUCAUCUGGAAGGAGGUUUGAUGGUAAAAUUCUCACUCUCAAAUGAACAUCUGGUUGCAAGUAUCGGAUGGCCAGAUAAUUUAUUGAAGGUUUCUAGUUUAAAAACCAAACAAGUGAUAUUAUGUGGGAAAGUUAAGUUAGUGGGUGGAAUGACAUGGCACCAUAAAUUACCCUAUAUAUGUGCAGGGAGUGACAGAGAACUAUGUUUCUGGAGAGUAAAUAUAAAUUGAGAUAUAUUGAGUAACAUUAGAUUUGUCUAAAAAAAAACACAAUUCUUAAAAUUUUUACAAUUUUUCGUACUGCAUAAAAAAAUAAUAUAUUUUUUUACCAUAUUUCAAUUUGAUAUUUCAAUUAAGAAUUAGUUAUAAUAUACUAAUAAUAGAUUAGUACUCUUCACAAGAGAA